AUGGCCGUCGUCUCUAAGCCCGCUGGCGCUCUUAGCAGCCUCGUCUUCCUUCUUCAGCUUCUUACUCUCGCCUCGGCCGAGGGUUAUGGAUAUGGCGGUGCCGCUUCCUCUUCAGUAGCUGUCUCUACCACUGCUGCUGGCUACAAUGCUGCUCCCGUCCCAUCUUCGUCUGCCGCUCCUUACGUCCCGAGCAGCAGCGUAGUCGUCUCGGUCCCGACUGGUGGAUACGGCAGCGGCCCCUCGUCCUCUGCAGCAGCUUCUGCUCCUGUUCCUACCCCAUCUGCCGGCGGAUCGUACGGCGGUGGUAACAGCGGAAACGGAGGACACGGAGGCUAUGGAGGGCAUUCAGGAAAGCCCAAGCCUUCUGGUCACGGAGGAUAUGGCAGUGGUAAUGGUCAUCAAUCUGCCGGCCACGGCUCGUACGGUUCGGGCAACAAAGGCCAUGGAUCUUACGGAAACGGAAACCAAGGCAGCGGUCAUGGUCAGCAAUCUGGCGGCCAUGGAUCGUACGGGUCAGGUAACAAGGGCCAUGGUAGCUACGGAGGGCACAAAGGUUCGGGCAACAACAACAACCACGGUGGCUCUUACGGAGGAGGCAACCACCACGGUAGCGGUAACGGUAACGGCUACGGCUCGCACCAAGGCAGCGGAAAUGGAGGCUCCUACGGAGGAGGAAACUCGAACAACGGUGGCUCAUACGGGGGUGGUAACUCGAACAACGGCGGUGGCUCCUAUGGCGGCCAGCAGCCCCACUCCAGCGCCGACGCUGCUAUGCCGACUCCUACGCCUUCUGCCGGGGGUAACGGUUAUGGCUCGGGUCCCUCUGUUCCUUCCAUCCCGUCCAGCAGCGCGGAUAACUAUGGUUCUGCGCCCUCUGCUCCCGCUGUUCCAUCCAGCAGCGCGGAUAACUAUGGUUCUGCGCCCUCUGCGCCCGCUGUUCCAUCCAGCAGUGCUGCCGGCAAUGGCUACGGCUCAGGUCCUUCCGCCCCGGCCACCACACUGCAGACCAUUGCUUCGAGCGCCCCAGCCAGCUCUGCGUAUUCUCCUGCUACUAGCGCCGCAGGCAACUACGGUUCGGGCUCUGGUUCCGGCUACGGCACUGGCAACAGCUACUAG
This is a messenger RNA of Didymosphaeria variabile, 1116 nucleotides long. RefSeq lists its product as uncharacterized. The record is from RefSeq and is a predicted model, not a curated record. The transcript has 6 exons. NCBI's taxonomy places the organism in Eukaryota, Fungi, Ascomycota, Dothideomycetes, Pleosporales, Didymosphaeriaceae. Bases 1 to 1116 code for a protein of 371 amino acids.